This is a messenger RNA of Haliotis rufescens (red abalone), 10453 nucleotides long. RefSeq names its product dnaJ homolog subfamily C member 10-like. The transcript has 21 exons. Lineage: Eukaryota; Metazoa; Mollusca; Gastropoda; Lepetellida; Haliotidae. The coding region runs from base 177 to 2525 and encodes 782 amino acids. The record is from RefSeq and is a predicted model, not a curated record.
CGCAUGCGUAUGACACGUGGAAUAACAACUUCCGAUGUACACAUGUCGGCUGCUUCAGAUGUGAUGUUCCUAGCGUAACAACUAUUUUCUACAUUGUGUAUGUCCUUCCGGAGUAGUCGUUAAGGUGACAAGACCCUGAAGCAAGACCCCGUUCACCUGUGCCUUGACAAGAACCAAUGGAUGUGUCUGCGCUGUGUGCGUGGUUACAAGUGUGGCUUGUAGCUAGUCUUGUUUGUGUGAACCUAGUGAUAGCGGAGGACUUCUAUGACCUGUUGGGAGUUGGCAGAAGUGCCAAUACUAAGGAGAUCAGGAAGGCAUUCAAGAAAAUUGCAGUUAAAGCACAUCCAGACAAAAAUGUCGAUGAUCCAAAGGCCCAUGAAAAGUUUCUGCGGAUCAACCGAGCAUACGAGGUUUUAAAGGACGAUGAUCUACGGAAGAAGUACGACCUGCAUGGAGAGGAAGGUUUGGAGGACAAGCAGCAAGGCCGUCACUAUGAGAGCUGGCAGUGGUACCAGGAUAACUUCGGUAUCUAUGAUGAGGAUCCGGAAAUAAUUACUCUCAGCCGUACUGACUUUGAGCAGUCUGUGGAGGGCACGGACGACAUCUGGUUCAUCAACUACUAUUCCACACACUGCUCCCACUGUCACGACCUGGCACCCACUUGGCGAGAGGUGGCUAGGCAGCUGGAGGGCGUGAUCCGCAUCGGGGCUGUCAACUGUGAAGACGACUGGCAACUCUGCCGCAUGCAGGGCGUCAGGAGCUAUCCAUCACUCAUCAUGUACCCACAGCGUGAGAAUUAUCACGGUGACCGCAGCACCAAGGUCCUGGUGAAGUAUGCGAUGCAGCAGCUCAGGGUGAGGGUGGUCGAGCUCUGGGAUGGAAAUUACAGGACAGAGGUGGACGAAGAUGAGAGUGGUCUCCCCUGGGUCAUUACCUUCUGUGGAGAUGGAGGAGAUUGCUUGGAAGAAAAAAACAGUUUGAAAUUGGCUGCCAUGCUGGAGGAGUUAGUGAGGGUGGGCAGCAUCAACUGCCACACCAGCGCCGACCUGUGCGGGAUGCUGGACCAUGAGUAUGGCACCUACUUCUACGGGGCAAACAAUGUUGACAUUGGUCAGGGGCUGGAACUGACCAGCCUGGUGGCGCAGGAACUGGCCCGGGACAUCCUGUCUCAACUCCCCGAUGUCACGCCUCUCGAUGAAAAGACCUUCAAGGAAAUCCGAGGGAAGCUAGAGACGGGGCAGGACAAGGCGUGGCUGAUCCACUUUGUGGACGGAGAGGGACACCAGGACCUGGAGCUGAGGAAGCUGCCGGCCAUGUUGGCGGACUUCCAUAUAGGACGAGUGAACUGUGAGGUGAUGAGGGAUGCCUGCAGCAACCUGCACAUCGUCAAGAGGCCCACCUUCAUGGUAUUCAAGGAGAGCGGGGGAUCAGAGAUGUAUUACGGUCGCCUGACAGCCCAUGACCUGGCUGCGUUUGCCCGAGACAGUGCUGACACCAAGCUGGAAGCACUGAGCCCCCGAGACUUCCCCCAGAGGGUUGUGCUCAGCCAGGAUCCUUGGUUUGUCGACUUCUUUGCCCCUUGGUGCCCACCCUGCAUGAAGCUGCUGCCAGAGUUCAGGAAAGCAGCCAAGUCAUUCAGUGAGACGGUCAACUUCGGCACUGUGGACUGCACUGUACACUCCCAACUCUGCAACAAUUACAAUAUCAGGUCGUACCCGACCACCAUCUUGUACAACCAGAGCAUGCCCCACCAGUACCACGGCCACCACAGCGCAGACUCCAUUGUCGAGUUCCUUCAGGACACACUGAACCCUCCGGUGAUGAGGCUGAACCAGGAGCAGUUCAGGGAACAUGUGGCCCAGAAGAAGGUGGAGGAGGUGGUGCUGGUGGACUUCUUCGCCCCCUGGUGCGGCCCUUGCCAGCAGCUUGCCCCGGAGUGGAGGAGACUCGCCAAGAUGGUGAAGAAUGUGAAUAACAUCAAGGUGGCCCAGGUGGACUGUGUGGAACACCAGGGCCUCUGUCAGCAGGAGAGUAUCACCUCCUACCCCACCGUGAGGCUGUACCCAUCAGGGGCCUCUGGGUCAGGCAGCUUCCACAUGUACAAUGGGUUUCAUCGAGACGCCAACUCCCUGCGAGCCUGGGCCUACGAGUUCCUCCCAAGCAAGGUGUCAGUGCUCCGCCAGUACAACUUCAGGCAGGUGGUCCUGGAGAGCAGUGAUUCUUGGAUUGUGGACUUCUACACUCCCUGGUGUGGACAUUGCCAGGUGUUCAAACCAGAGUUCGAGAAGGUUGCGGAGCAACUUGAAGGUGUAGCACAUGCAGGAAAAGUUGACUGUGACUCUGAGCCUUGGAUCUGCCAGGAAGUUGGUGUUCAAGCUUACCCGACAGUCAGGUUCUUUCAAGGGACUGACAGCUCACGUAACGCUCAGCAUGCUUAUGGUUGGGACAUUCAGAGUCAGAAUGCAGAUGAAAUAAUAACUUUUGUGAAACAGAAUGCUAGGAAAAUGGGCCAUGAUGAGUUAUGAUGUCUGAGGACCGUAGACAACAAUCGAAAUGAGUGAACAUCUCCGAGGAAUAAUCUCAAAGCAAAUUCUAAACAGUCAAUCUGAUCCUGCUACACCUCAAGCCUUACAAGUCAUACACAGAGUGGACUGUACGCUGAAACCCUGUGAAUCUGACUUCCCGUCUAGGAUUCUUGGAAACCAUGUGUGUACAGUGUUAUACAAUGUUAUACAGUGUCAUACAGUGUCAUACAGUGUCAUAAAGAGCCAUACAGUGCUAUACAGUGUAUAUUGUGUGAUAAAGUGUUGUACAGUAAAGUCUUGUUAGUUUGGCCACCAUUAAACUGGAAACCCAUCCUUCUGGAGGAUCGGUUUAAGAAGAGAAUAUGGAAUUAAAGGGACAUUACCGUAAAACAUUAUUUUAUAAUUCAUCAUUUGAUUAUCCAGACCAGUUCACUGGAAACAGUACCGUCUGGAUUAAUUGGGUUACACUGUAUUACGCUUAACCAUGGAUCGCUGAUCUGGAUCAUUUCAGUUUGAACGCUAGUGUCACGACUAAUAGGUUACACUAUAUAACACUUGACCAUGGAUCAUUAUUCCAGGUGAUAUCAGAGGCAACACAAGCGUCAUGAUUUACUGGGUGUCACUGUAUCUUGUUUGCUGAACGGAUUUUGUAAUGAUACAUUUUGUAAUGAUUUGUAUCUCAGUGGGGAUUCUGGGUAAGAAUAUAGGUCCCCAGCUACAGCUGGACUAUUGCCGAGGGCGGCGUUAAAAAACAAACAUAACAGAAGGUAGUGAUGUUGCAAUACAAAACCAAUUACAGAUUAACUAUGGUAACAUUAAGGAAUCAGGUGUUCUUUAUGACCCUUUUUCGCGUAGUUUAUAUAAGAGUAUCAUCAAUUUACGUACAUGCAUUUGUUAGUUGAUACAUGACUUUAUGAUCUGAAACAAAUGUUGCAAUGAUACUUAUACUUGGGUAAAUUGUUACAUCUCUUUUUGUUGGAAUAGUUCAAUGCUUACAUAUAUGUUAUUCCUGAGGGACUGUCGGGGUAGCCUAGUGGAUAAAGCGUUCGCUCGUCACGCCGAAAACCUGGGUUCAAUUCCCUGAUACGGGUACAAUGUGUGAAGCCCAUUUCUGGUGUCCCCCGCUGUGAUCUUGCUGAAAUAUUGCUAAAAGCGGCGUAAAACCAUACUCACUCACUCACUGAUUUCUGAAUUGUUGGGUGUUUCUAUUUGUGGUUACCUGUAUAUCAGGAUCCUUCAGAAUCUAAAGUAUUUGGUUAGAGGAAUCUCCUGUUUUACAUGUUGAUUGCAUCAGUUGGUAGACAGAAUAAGUUAAUCAGGAAAUCAUAAACAAAUGAUACUUAACAUGAUGUGUAUAAUUGCUGAACAUGUGAAGCUAGUUUGUUAAAACUUGAGACACAUUUAAAAUGAUUUGAAGUGAUAGCUAAAUUUGGAUGUUAGAUGUAUCAUGUAAAUAUUGUGUAUUUCAUAUUUAUUGUGAAAGGAAACUCACUCCAUAAAGGAAAAAAAGGGUACUUUUUCAUGAAAUAGUAGUCAAUUCAAUUCAAUAGUUUAUUGUAUAAAAGGCCAUUGAAAUACAUGUAGAUCUCAUGGUUUAAGAACACAAAAUAUCCUUCACUAUGUCUUCAUUUCUAUUUCUUAAUUUUCACCUGGCUGUUGCCAGUGUACAUGUCCAUUCAUCAAAUAUAGUAACUUUGUUUAAAUGAAGAAAUGAAAAUAGUUUUUAUCUGCUGUUCUGUGCAAGACAUGGGUGACAGCCCUUUUUAUAUCCAUUUUCCAGGUGUGGUUUUAACUCUUCAAUGUGUACAUAGUUUGGUGCUGUAUUAUGUACAACUUGUUCUUGAUAUUCAGUUACCAUUCAGUGCAUACAACGACUGGAGAAUAAUAGUUUCUCUGUAAAUCUUUUUCUUGGCAGUAUGUCAGGUGUCUGGACCUGGUGCAAUAGUCGUGAUAUAAUAUGGGGAAUACGUUUAUUGUCCCAGUAUUUCUGUCAACAAAUCGGAAAGCAAGAGACACAAUACCAGCUGUUGAUGACAGAUUUGAUGAUAUCUAACAUACCAUUUGAACCUUUACCCUGUUUUUUUUUGUAUUCAAACUUUUUAGUCUUUGAUUGGCAUCUAGAAGUUGGAAGAACGACUUCCUUAUUCCUUGUGACCUUUUACACUUCGUUACAGACAAUAAGGAAGUUGUCCUUGAAAAAAUACAUCAAACCUUUCCGAUGUUAAAAUUAAAAUUGUGAUUUACCAAAUGCAAAUAACUAAUAUUCCUACAGCUUUAAGAUGCAGUGACUAUGUCUGUAUGUCACUCUGCUUGAGACUGAUCCCUUCCUUUGUAAUGCAGGAACUUAAUGGGUCCCUUGACUGCACUUUGAGAAUGAGUAAGUGACUUGAAUUCAACUCAAUUCUCAAUUUUUAGGGUCCAUGCUUCCUCGUUGCAAGCUCCUAUAUAUAGCCCUAUGUACAGUUUUUCAAUAGGAACAUUACAAAAACAUGGUUUUCAUUUCAUAACAGGCAAUAUUACAUCAAGUAUUUGAAAGGCAUUUAGAAGUGAUACACAUAAGGAAGAGAAUUUCUGGAUGUCAACUUUUUUAUUAUGAGGAACACAACGUACAUACUUCACCUGAAGAAGGAGUAAGUAUAUGCUCCGAAGUGUUGUGUUCCUCAUGAUAAAGAAGUUGACAUCCAUACAUUCUCUUCCUAAUAUGAGGUCAGUCAAUUAUUAAGCUCUGAUACGACAUCAAAUCAAUAAGAACUGCUACUGAUCCAUCAUGGGAUAAGAAGCUAUCAGCAUUAUGUAUAUGUAUUUGUUUUGUAUUUCUGUGAUAUUCUCAGCAGUCUGGACCCAUACACAAGGAGACAUUCCUGUGAGACAGGUGCCUGUGGUGAUACCAGCUAUUGUGUUGUGUGUGUGUGUGUUGAGCUAGUCAGGUACUGCUUACUUUAUUCAGGUACUCAUUUCUUUAGUCUGGUAUUGCUUACAUCAGAUGUGUACUGCUUACAUUAGUCCAUUACUGCUUACAUCACAUGUGUACUGCUUACAUCAGUUGUAUACUGCUUACAUCAGAUGUGUACUGCUUACAUCACAUGUGUACUGCUUACAUCACAUGUGUACUGCUUACAUCAGUUGUAUGCUGCUUACAUCACAUGUGUACUGCUUAAAUCAGUUGCAUGCUGCUUACAUCACAUGUGUACUGCUUACAUCAGUUGUAUACUGCUUACAUCAGAUGUGUACUGCUUACAUCACAUGUGUACUGCUUACAUCAGAUGUGUACUGCUUACAUCAGUUGCAUGCUGCUUACAUCACAUGUGUACUGCUUACAUCAGUUGUAUGCUGCUUACAUCACAUGUGUACUGCUUACAUCAGUUGUAUGCUGCUUACAUCACAUGUGUACUGCUUAAAUCAGUUGCAUGCUGCUUACAUCACAUGUGUACUGCUUUCAUCACAUGUGUACUACUUACAUCAGAUGUGUACUGCUUACAUCAGAUGUGUACUGCUUACAUCAGUUGUAUACUGUUUACAUCAGAUGUGUACUGCUUACAUCAGUUGUAUACUGCUUACUUCAUUCCGGUACUGUUUUAGUUGGGUACUGCUUGCUUCAGAAGGGUAUUGCUUACUUCAUUAAGGUACUGCUUGUUCAGUUGGGUACUGCUUGCUUCAGAAGGGUAUUGCUUACUUCAUUAAGGUACUGCUUGUUCAGUUGGGUACUGCUUGCUUCAGAAGGGUAUUGCUUACUUCAUUAAGGUACUGCUUGUUCAGUUGGGUACUGCUUGCUUCAGAAAGGUAUUGCUUACUUCAUUGAGGUACUUCUUGUUCAGUUGGGAACUGCUUGCUUCAGAAGGGUAUUGCUUAUUUCAUUUAGGUACUGCUUGUUUCAGUCAGGUAGCCCUUUCAUUAGGCAGUUUAAUAUUUUUCAUUGUAUUGUCUGUAACAGAAAAUAACAAACGUAAAUAAUAUCAGUGAAACAAUUUAAUACUGCUUGGUAAUAGGUCAGUGUCAUACAUUCAUAGAACAACUACUCGUUCUCCAGACCUGUAAUAAGGUCUAGAGGUGUGUUUCCCUUCUGUCAAUGACCUUGCUUAUUUCCCUUAAAACCUGUUUAUAAGCCUGGCAUCAGUACAGAUUAAACAUCCCCCUGUCAGGGUUAGAAAUUGGCACUAUAGUCCUACAGUCCUUGCCACACUGGCCAACAGUUAAGGAAUUAUAAGGGCUAGGAGAAAUUUGCCACAUUUAAGGGUUUUGCGAUAUGUUAUGUUUCAUUAUGAGGACUAGUGGACGACAAUGUUAAGUUUCUGCCUGUGACUGGACAUCAUCAGUGGUCCUGAGGCACGUUAAGUGUCUGUGUAGAUGACGUGAUGGCCAUAUCCUUGUGACAGACUGACAAUAUUGCAGUCUGGGCUAAGUGUUUGUUCUGAAUGGUCUCAGGUUACUCUCUAAAAUAAACCUGAGGCCAACUUGGGAAUUAAUAGAUUAUAGUUAUAUAUAGUUGGGUAUUUCUUAAUAUUCAUGUGCUUGGGUAUCCCUUGGUCAGUGGGUAUGACUUCCUGAAGAAGGCACAGGUCUGCAGCCCAAUAUCGCCUACACUGUGUUGUUCAUCUGGCUGUGACUUUGUAACAUACUGCUUUGGUCACUGACCUUUGUGAUUUUAUGUAUUAUUUCUGUUUAUUUGGUAAUAUUAAGAUGUUGCUUUACGGGAGAGAUGGACCAUGGAGGCCGAUGCUGUCUCUGUGCAGGCUUUGUACUUAAAGUAUGGAACACUUCAUGUCUCGCUAUAUCAUCUUUAUACAUGUCAUUUUGUCACUUUGCUUACUUUGUACUACUUAUGAAUAGCCAAGCCAGUUUAGUAUGUGUCAGUGUGUGAUAGAGCCUUGGGUUCAGCACACCUUGAGCCAGUUCAGCUUGGGUGGAAACUUUUAUGGUCAGUUAGCUUGCCUUGGGAAGAUGCUCAUAGUGUGACAGAGCCUUGGGUUCUGCACACCUUGAGCUGCUGAAGUUGAUCCCAAUGGUCAACUCGGUGUGUGUGACGUAGCUGCCAGUGCUGUCCCUUGUGGAGCUGCUGAAGGAGAUGCCCAUUGCCCACGUAUAGAGGCCUCCACAUCUGUUAUAAGAUACCAGAUCCACACAUGGAGAACAUCAAACAGGGAUUUUUUUAUCCAGUCACCUUUUGGAUCUCUUCUUCAAGACUCCUAAAGGAAUCCCAAAAGAUUGUUUGGAUUGGGCAGAUUUGAGACAGGUGAAUGUCUUAUCCCAAGGUGUAACAACUGUUUUAACUUCAACCAUUACAACCAUUACACCAACAUUUAAGGUAUUUUUUAUUUAGGAAAGUCCAACUCGAACAUAUCAAGACAGACAAGUCAUGAGUUUCAUCAAGUCUUUGAAAGGCAUUUAGAAGUGAUACACAUAAGGAAGAGAAUUUCAGGAUGCCAACUUCUUUAUUAUGAGGAACAUAACAUUUUUGAGUAUAUGCCUCACCUGAUGAAGGAGUAAGCAUAUACUCCGAAACAUUGUGCUCAUCAUAAUAAAAGAUGUUGACAUCCAGAAAUUCUCUUCCUUAGGAUUUUCUUGCCUUGGUUAACAACUGUAUUUGCUGGUAAGAAAGCACAGUCCCUGGUGGUAUGUUUUGAGAAACUGGACUCUUGGGAUUCAGUUGGGAUAAAACACCUGUAUGAUUGUAAGUACAGCAUUUAUUACAUCAAAGGGAAUAUGUUUCUUGUAUGUUUAAGAAUCAUACGUGUUACCAUGCAGUCUCUUUAUUGAAUGUUUCAUAUUUCAUUGAACUCUAUCUGUUAUCAUAGUUCAAGUGGUAUUUGUAUUUUACUAAAUAUUGAAAGAAACAUUUGAUUUCUGGUCAUCAUUUUUCUGAUAUAUAUAUUUUUGUUUAUAUUGUGGGUGGAAGAUUCAUCCGUGCACCAGUACAUUGUGAGUUUUCAUGGAAUGAUACAUUACAUGAUAUGUUUUUUCUGUAUCGAUACAAGAUGAUACACUUGUUAAAUGAAUUACUUACUACUCGUUUAAUGACCUUCGCAUUUUCGUCAGUCAGUUGUCUCAAAAUGUGUUGUAAUUAGCGUUUCAAGUUCACUACUAACAAUAGCUGCUACGAACAUGUGGCUACAGCUAACUUCUCCUUUUGAACCUGCUCUGAAAUAUAUAUAGUUUUAAGUUUCCACACGAUUUGAUGUAAAUAUGUGUAUCACGAUGCAUAUCGUAUCAUGAUCUAUGUAUCAUGAUAUGUAUCAUAUCAUGACCUUGCUGUAUCAUUGUAACAUUGCAGUAACAUACCUGCACUGUUAAGCCAGCUCCAGUAACUGUAGAAUGUGCCACCAGAUAAUGUGCUGAGUUUGAAUCCCAGAUUUACCCUGAUUGUGAUCUAGAUCUGUCAGCACCAUUCCCAUCGUCCUGUUGAACCAGCGGUGUAAAUAUGUAUGACCAGUGCCAAUUUGGGCUUCUUCCUACCUUCACUUGACUUUCCGUCAUAUGACGUGCAUGUCACUCACUCACGACUACAAUCUGCAGAAAUGCUGACCAUUGCGAUACUUGGCAUAAUAUUUACGAUUUUGAACCUAAAAUAAUGCUGUUAUAAACACUUGUCUUCCUUUCAAUAAGUUUUUCACAAAUUAUUUACAUCCAUAAACUUUCACAGAAAGCAAAUUUUUAAUGCAUCAGUAACAUGAAGUAAUUUUAUCGAACAAUCUUUGUGGGUGCAGACAGGAAACUUAUUUCAUGCAUGAAAGACAGUUAUUUAGAGUCGCAUGAGGAAUUUUACACAUGUGUUGAGCUUUGACCACAUGUUUGACUUCUGUCUAAGCCUAACGAAACUGGCGAAGCGAAGACCGACAUCAUGGUACUGUUAACAUUUUCACUUGAAAUUAUGCUUUAGUUUCUUCACACAACUUCAAUUAGGGUUGGCAUCUCUGCAGUCUGUUGAGGUCAAUUUCAUGUACUUAAUUUGAUUUUCAGGGAUUUAUUCUCGUUUUACACAACACAAAUGCUGUAUAUUCCGCGCAGCAGUCAGGAUCCAGUGCCCACAUAACCACUGUGUGUCCCUUUAGUUUUACUGACAGUCAAAAUACAAGGAAUAAUUGCAAGCAUUUAUCCUGCACAUAUACUUUUGUCAUUUGAUGCUGGUAUGAAAAUGGUUUGUUAGUGAUGAAAUGCCUAUAGCAAGUAUAUCAUAGCAUGAUGUUUUAUUUUGAUUUUACUUUAGAUUUUUGCUGCACCUUAUAAUAUCAAAAUAUAUAUGCUGACCAUAUGCCAGUAAUGUGCAUUCUGGAUGUGUAGAUGUGUGUGUGUGCAACUUAUACACUAAGUUACUUAACCCUUACAUUUGCCUUGUCACAAGUAGCCUGUCACAACUUGCCAUACAGAGUUGCAUCCCUUUGCUGCCAGGUUAUGUGUGCAAAUUCAAAAUUUGGCCUCGAUAAAGUCUGUCAGGCCAAUACCCAUUCAAUGCUGGUCGUAAGAGGUCACUUUGUGGAUUGGGUGGUCAGACUUGGUGACUUGGUUGUAUCGGUUAUUGUCAGAAGUGACAGGAGACUCUAAUUUUGGCAGAGAUUUCUUAUGACUAUGGAAAGGGUUUUGUUGCUUUAUUUAUUUGAUGACGUGUCAUACACCAAUGGUGUGGAUCGUUGCAUAAAAUCACUGGUUUCCCUGGCCCAGACUCGAUUAGUUUCAGGCCACCAUCAUGUAGCUGCAAUAUUGCUGAGUUGGUUUUAAACAACAAACAUGCAUAAGAAAGCAUUCUGUCUUGCGAUCACCACUGUUGUAUGUGAUAUUUAUGACAUCAAGUGAAAAAUAAUUAUUUUUUAUAGUCAUCACGUGUAUUGUAAAUAUAUUCACCGAAUAAAACCACAUGCUGUAUUGUGUUAUGUGGCACCAUUAUCAUGGCCUGUGCAUAGCAGUGGAGGUGUUGCAAUAAAUCCGUAUCUACUUUC